GUGAAACUUUUUGUUACCACCUUAAAAAGUAAAAGCGGAAGAGAACCAAUAGAAGAGAAAACAAACAACUAACAACUGACAACAUGAACAGAAUUGCUUGAUCCUCCAAUUUUCGAUCAUUGUCUUGUGUUGCCUUCACAGGGUUUUAUGUGAAUCAGCCAGUAUGGGGAACUUGUUUGGCAAAAAACAGAAAUCAUCGCCAUCGCGAGUAACUGAACAAGAUAAGGCUAUUUUGCAACUGAAACAACAGCGGGACAAGUUAAAACAGUACCAGAAGAAAGUACAAGUACAGCUGGACAAAGAUCGAGAAGUUGCAAGGGCACUCCUAAAAGAAGGGAAAAAAGAUAAAGCCAAGUUGAUGCUGAGAAAGAAAAAGUUCCAGGAGAGUUUACUCACAAAGACAGAUGGCCAGCUUGACAAUAUAGAACAACUGGUACAUGAUCUUGAGUUUGCUCAAGUAGAACAAGAAGUCGUUAAAGGUCUUCAAGUGGGCAAUUCAUCAUUGAAAAAGAUGCACGAGCUUCUCUCCCUGGAAGACGUUGAGAGGAUCAUGGAUGAGACACAAGAAGGAAUUGAGAAGCAGCGGGAAAUCGAUGAUCUGCUAUCAGGUGGCUUGUCUGAUGAGGAUGAAACUGAUGUUCUGGCUGAACUUGAUGAAAUUAUAAAGCAGUCGGAGGCUUCAGAGGUCUUGAAUUUACCAGAUGUACCAGAAGACAACAUUGGCGAACCUCGGACAAGAGAAAAAGAACGUCAGAAAGAAGGAAAGCAGGCCGUUUUGGCAUCAUGAUCGUUUUUUUAAUCUACUUCUACACUUAUUUUUCAGUUCUACUUUGUUAUUAUUAUUAUUCAGCUGAUCAUUAAGUGUUUUUUGCUUCAGUGUCAAAUACAGAUGAAAA
Messenger RNA from Aplysia californica (California sea hare), 896 nucleotides. Its product is annotated as charged multivesicular body protein 6-A. NCBI's taxonomy places the organism in Eukaryota, Metazoa, Mollusca, Gastropoda, Aplysiida, Aplysiidae. The coding region runs from base 164 to 787 and encodes 207 amino acids. The transcript has 8 exons. Gene Ontology annotation, cellular component: ESCRT III complex; multivesicular body. Gene Ontology annotation, biological process: late endosome to vacuole transport via multivesicular body sorting pathway; vesicle budding from membrane. The record is from RefSeq and is a predicted model, not a curated record.